Molecule: messenger RNA, 1533 nt
Organism: Zophobas morio
Lineage: Eukaryota; Metazoa; Arthropoda; Insecta; Coleoptera; Tenebrionidae
Product: sialin-like
Exons: 6
Coding region: 54-1520 (488 amino acids)
Biological process (GO): transmembrane transport; monoatomic anion transport
Cellular component (GO): plasma membrane
Molecular function (GO): transmembrane transporter activity
Source: RefSeq, a predicted model, not a curated record
AAACACUACAUCACGAUAGAAGAUAUUUUUUUUCAAUCAAGAUUCAAGUUAAAAUGCAGUUUUUCAACAAAAUUCUAAGACCUUCUCAUAGGUUCAAAUAUCGAGUCUGCGUUCUCCCACAACGCUACAUCAUGGCCCUUCUACUGUCCUGCGGAGUACUGGCCCUGUUCACCAUACGUGUGUCUUUUCAAGUCGUCUUGUUCCACAUGGUAGUCCCCCCCAAGAUCAUACGAUUUGCGAACGCAACCAUAACCUGCAAAUAUAGCGAACCACCCACCCCCCCUAUCACAACCGCAAAAAAGUACGACUGGUCAGAAUCACAUCAAGUCCACAUCCUCCAGGCAUUUUUCUUGGGAUACUUUCUGGGGCACUUUCCCGGAGGUUACCUUUCCGACAGAUACGGAGGAAAAAUCGUUUUGUCUUGUUGCACUUUCGCAACAAUCAUUUUAACAAUCUUGACUCCAGUGAUACUAAGCAGUAGUUCGAUGGACUACUACACCUUGAUUGGGGUUCAAGCACUUACUGGUUUCUCAACCGGAAUGCUUUUUCCCAGCGUCCAUUCGAUUCUAGCGCAUUGGACACCAGCUUGCGAUAGAGGAAAACUGAGUGGUAUAGUUUUUUGCGCUGCUCAGUUCGGUGUUGUGUUAAACGAUGCAGUUAGCUUUUCUUUCAUCCUCCAUACGGAGGCUUGGAGUUCGGUCUUUUACCUGUAUAGUUCCAUAGCAGCAAUUUGGUUGGUGGUUUGGCUAAUUUUUGGACAGGCGACAUACAGACAUGGUAUAUUGUCCACUCAAGAGGAGAAUGCGUAUCUCGACAGGAAUCUUGCCGAUUUGGUUAGUGAUAAUUAUAGAAAAGUACCUUGGAAGAAGAUGUUCUUUUCUAUUCCUCUGUGGGCACUCAUCGUUUCACACUUCGGCCACAUGUGGAUCUGGCAUGUACUGAUAUUAGAUGUUCCCGAGUACCUGAUGUACGUAUUGAGGUACAACAUGAGGAAUAGUUACUUUCUGGCUGCCCUGCCGUACUCUAUGCUGGCUGUUCUGACUAUUAGCAAUGGAUUUUUUAUGGACUACUUAAUUAACAACAAACUGGUGAAGAUUACCACAAGCCGCAAAGUUUUCACCACGUUUGGUGCUGUUGGACCUGCCAUUUUCUUAGCGGCAGUACCUUUUGUUCAUUGUUCAAGAGAAGCAGCGAUUAUUCUGUUCGCAGUUGGUAUAAGUAUGACGAGUUUUUACUACACAGGUACUAGAAUCAACACUCUGGAUCUUGCACCAAACUAUAGCGGCACGAUAAUGGGCAUAGUUAACGGAAUUGGGGCUAUACCAGGUGUUAUAGUACCACACAUCGAGGAUGACCUAAUUAUAAAUAACACCUUCAACGAAUGGAAAGCCUUGUUCUGGUUACAUUUCUUUAUACUGCUUUGUACGUGUAUUUUUUUUAUAAGUUUUGGAAGUGGAGAAGUGCAACCAUGGAAUGAUUACGAACUGGAAAAUCGCCUAGCACACAUUGAUGCAUCUUAAAAAUGACAUUGUG